This is a messenger RNA of Funneliformis geosporum, 1293 nucleotides long. The record is from the annotation of a GenBank genome assembly. Lineage: Eukaryota; Fungi; Glomeromycota; Glomeromycetes; Glomerales; Glomeraceae.
AUGUUUCGUGCAUUUCCUCGAGUAUAUGCUAAUACCAACAUUAGCAUUAAUUUAAGUAAUAAUUUAUUAUCAAGCAGAAAUGUUAUAAGGAAUGUUCUGUUUCGCAGUAUUAGUCAUGUAGGAAAUAUCGGUCUUGGAAAAACUUCGAGAAAAAUGAACUUUAAUGAGAAACGUAAACUGUUGGUUAAUGUUCUCAAAAGGAACUUUACAGAGUCACCAGAUCCAGAAGUUACCAUUCCUUCAAAACCUAUAACGAUAUCGAUAGAAUCUCAUAAAUUGUUAAUAAAUUGGCAAGACAAUCAGACAAGUAAAUUUCAUAAUAUUUGGUUAAGAGAUCAUUGUAAAUGCGAAAACUGUUAUCAUCAUAAGACGAAACAACGGCUUGUGGACACAUUCAAAAUCCCAGAGGAUAUUAAACCGUUAUCAGCUUCACCGGGAUUAAAUGGAAUAGAGAUUACCUCAUUGUGGGAUGCAAGGAUUGAAGAUUGCCCACCGACUGUUCAAUACGAAGAUGUGAUGCAAACGAAAGAAGGUCUAUCAAACUGGUUAAAGAAAAUUGAUAAGUAUGGAUUUUGUUUUGUCGAUGGAGUACCACCUAAAGUUAAGGAAACUGAAGAAUUGGCAAAAAGAAUUUGUUUUAUAAGAGAAUCUCAUUAUGGUGGCUUUUGGGAUUUCACAUCAAAUUUGGCUCAUGGAGAUACAGCAUAUACUACAUUGGCGUUAAAAGCUCAUACUGAUAAUACUUACUUUACUGAUCCAUCCGGAUUGCAGAUGUUUCAUUUAAUCGAGUUCGAAGGAAAAGGAGGGUCGUCAUUAUUAAUUGACGGUUUCUCAAUAGCUCGUAAAUUAAAAAUGAAAUAUCCGGAAGCAUACAAAGUGUUAUCCACAAUUCGCAUCCCAACACAUUCCGCGGGAGAUUCAGAUGUACUAAUUCAACCAACACCAUUAGCAUAUCCUAUAUUAAAUCAUAAUCCUUUAACAAAUGAAAUUUAUCAAAUUCGUUAUAAUAAUGAUGAUAGGUCGACUUUAAAUCGAUUAACAUCCGAGGAAAUCGAAUCAUUUUACGAUUCUAUAAGAAAAUGGAAUAAAAUUUUAGUUGAUAAAGAAAAUGAAUAUUGGGUGCAAUUGGAACCCGGUAGAGUAUUGAUUUUCGAUAAUUGGAGAGUAUUACAUGGUAGAGCUGGAUUUACCGGUCAUAGAAGAUUAAUUGGUGCUUAUUUAAAUUGGGAUGAUUAUAGAAGUAAAUUAAAAAUUUCCUGUUUAUCCAGACAAGAAAUUGAAGAAGCUUUAUAA